AUGGCGGAACUGGAGCACCUGGGUGGGAAACGGGCCGAGUCGGCGCGGGUGCGGCGGGCCGAGCAGCUGCGGCGCUGGCGGGGCUCGCUGACCGAGCAGGAGUCGGCGGAGCGGCGGGGCUCCGGGCGGCAGCCGCCGUCGUCCCGCCGCGGGGGGCCUCGGGUCCGCUUUGAGGACGGGGCCGUCUUCCUGGCCGCCUGCUCGAGCGGGGACACGGACGAAGUGAAGCGGCUGCUCGCCCGGGGAGCAGACAUCAACACGGUCAACGUCGACGGGCUGACAGCCCUGCACCAGGCCUGUAUUGAUGAAAACUUGGACAUGGUGAAGUUCCUAGUGGAGAACAGAGCCAAUGUAAACCAGCAGGACAAUGAGGGCUGGACUCCUCUUCAUGCGGCAGCUUCCUGUGGCUAUCUUAACAUAGCAGAGUAUUUCAUUAACCAUGGAGCCAGUGUGGCUGCAGUGAAUAGCGAAGGUGAAGUCCCCUCCGACCUUGCAGAAGAGGCAGCAAUGAAGGACCUGCUUCUGGAGCAAGUGAAGAAGCAAGGGCUUGAUCUGGAGCAGUCGAGAAAAGAAGAGGAGCAGCAGAUGUUGCAGGAUGCUCGCCAGUGGCUCAACAGUGGUAAAAUUGAGGAUGUGAGACAGGCUCGUUCAGGGGCCACCGCUCUCCACGUGGCUGCUGCUAAGGGCUACUCCGAAGUUCUCAGGCUUUUGAUUCAGGCUGGCUAUGAACUGAAUGUUCAAGAUCAUGAUGGCUGGACUCCCCUCCAUGCUGCUGCACAUUGGGGAGUGAAAGAGGCUUGUUCCAUCCUGGCAGAAGCACUCUGUGACAUGGAUAUCAGGAACAAACUGGGCCAAACACCCUUCGAUGUGGCUGAUGAAGGGCUUGUGGAACACUUGGAGAUGCUCCAGAAGAAACAGAAUGUGCUUCGAAGUGAGAAAGAAACAAGAAAUAAGCUAAUUGAAGCAGACCUGAAUGGCAGAUUGCAGAGUGGACUCUUUAAAAACAAAGAGAAGAUUCUGUAUGAUGAGGAAACACCCAAGUCCCGAGAAGCAGAGGAAGAGCUUAAGGAAUCUAGCAGCUCUAGCUCAGAAGAAGAGGAAGAAGGUGAAGAGGAAGCUUCCGAGUCCGAUGCUGAGAAGGAGGCAGAUCAAAAGCCAGAGGCUGUUGUCAACCACUCCAGCUCUGAAUCUAAGAGUACCAUCAUGGAGCAGAUACCACCACCAUCUCAGAAUAUCUUCUCUGCUUCUCCUGCCAGAAGAUUCUCCUCUAGUUUCUUCAGUAAGGCAGAAGAGCCCAAGGACGAGUCACCCGCCUCGUGGCGCCUUGGGCUCCGGAAGACCGGCAGCCACAACAUGCUGAGUGAGGUGGCCAGUCCUCGGGAAGCUUUGAGGGAUCGAGGCUCCUCCAUCUGCCGCUCCUCAUCGAGCCCCAGGAUUUCUGCACUGCUGGACAACAAAGAAAAGGAGAGGGAAAACAAAAGCUAUUUUUCCUCACUAGUACCCCGGAGGCUCAAUAGCGCAAGUGACAUUGAGGAAAAGGAAAACAGAGAAUCAGCUGUUAAUCUGGUGCGGAGUGGCUCCUACACUCGGCAGCUUUGGAGGGAUGAAGCAAAGGGAAAUGAAACUUCUCAGACUGGUGCUCCUUCCACCUAUGUAUCAACCUACUUGAAAAGUGCUUCAUUUGGUAGAAGUAGUGACCCCACCAGUCCCUACAUUUCAGCCAAUCGCAAUUCAUCUCCUGCUACCUCACCCACUACCAUUGGUUCAUCUACCUCUCGAGGCAGCCAGUGGCAACCUGCCUCUUCCUGCCCUGCACCAAUCAGUGCAAAUACUACUGCAUCUGUUCACCAUGGCAGAACUCCUUACAAGCUCCAUGCAGAUCCAUCUGUGGAAAAAGCUGCAGAAAGUGUGUCCUCUAGCACCCCGCUGUGUGUGAUCACCAAUCGCCCCCCGCCUAGCACUGCCAAUGGGGUUACAGCUGCCAAUGUGCUCUCAACUACUGGGACAGACUCCUCCACAGAAGCCAGGGAGAGGAGGCGGUCAUAUCUGACACCUGUACGGGACGAGGAAGCAGAGUCCCAGCGGAAAGCACGUUCCAGACAAGCUCGGCAGACUCGAAGAUCUACCCAGGGUGUCACUCUAACUGAUCUUCAGGAAGCAGAGAGAACCUUCAGCCGAUCCCGGGCAGAAAGGCAAUCUCAAGAACAGCCAAGCGAAAAAGCCGAAAGUGGUCUGGAGGGACUCGAGGGCAGCAGUGAAAAACAGGAGCCGCUCACAGCACUGACGAAAGAAACUGGGGAGAGCCGGCAGCAGCGAGGGAGUAGGAGCUGGGAUGAGGAGCCUUCUUAUGGACGACUGAGGUGCCUAACCCAGCAAGAUAAACCCACAACACCAGUUUCUCCUUCUGGGUCAAGCCCCUCCCUUUCCAUUGGAUCCUAUCUCCUCCGGGCAAGUAGGACCUCAGGCCUGGACUCUGAGAGUUCAGAAACUGCCACAAGCACUGCUAAGGACAUGGAAAAAAAUGAGAGUGAAGAUCCAGAUCUGGGUGACCACUCCUCCAAUAAGACAUCCAUCCGGGAGAGGCGCCGGCCCAAGGAAAGGCGAAGAGGGACAGGCAUCAACUUCUGGACAAAUGAUGGAGAUGAAGCUGACGUCACAGAAGAAAUGAAAGAGGCAUGGCACCUUGUGAAAUAUUCAUCCCCUGCUGCCUUCUGCUCCACAGACCAUGUCCAGACCGCCUUUGAAGUCCAAGGGUGUAAUGAGACUGUACUCUGCUACAUCAGAGGGAUUCUGUUGAUUAAACUGUAG
This is a messenger RNA of Vombatus ursinus (common wombat), 2808 nucleotides long. Its product is annotated as protein phosphatase 1 regulatory subunit 12B-like. Lineage: Eukaryota; Metazoa; Chordata; Mammalia; Diprotodontia; Vombatidae. Gene Ontology annotation, biological process: signal transduction. The record is from RefSeq and is a predicted model, not a curated record. Gene Ontology annotation, molecular function: phosphatase regulator activity; enzyme inhibitor activity; protein binding. Gene Ontology annotation, cellular component: Z disc; cytoplasm; A band.